Molecule: messenger RNA, 2784 nt
Organism: Rhopilema esculentum
Lineage: Eukaryota; Metazoa; Cnidaria; Scyphozoa; Rhizostomeae; Rhizostomatidae
Source: RefSeq, a predicted model, not a curated record
AUGCCAGGCAAAUUGCACUUAGAUGUUGAUGAGUCACAAACCCCUGUUGUCAUGCCGCCUCGCAGAGUACCAAUCGCUCUUAAAGCAAAACUCAAGGCUGAAUUGGAAAGACUGGAAAAUCUUCAUUUCAUUCAGAAAGUUACAAGUCCAACAGAUUGGGUAUCAAAUCUCGUCAUUGCAGAAAAACCAAAUGGAAAACUGAGGGUGUGCAUCGAUCCACAACACCUCAACAAAGCAUUGAAAAGAAGUCAUUAUCCUUUACCGCUCAUUGAGGAUGUGCUACCAGAGUUAGAAGGUGUCAAGGUAUUCAGCAAAAUCGACCUGAAGGAAGGGUACCUUCAAAUAGAGCUCGAUGAAGAAUCAAGCAUGCUCACAGCGUUCCAGAAACCAUGGGGGCGUUGGAGGUACCUCAGGAUGCGAUUUGGAAUUAAACCAGCUUCAGAACAUUUUCAACACAAAUUUGAUCAGUGCAUUGAAGGCCUAUCUGGAGUGUAUGCAGUCGCUGACGAUGCUCUUGUUACCGGAAGAGGAGAAACUUACAAAGAAGCUGUCAAAAAUCAUGACAUGCUGGCACUUUUGAAACGUUGUCAACAAAAAAACAUCAAGCUGAACAAGGACAAAUUCAAGUUCAAGUGCGAUGAAGUUUCCUUCAUUGGUCAUACCCUAACACAGAAUGGUCUUAAAAUAGACCCCGCAAAAGUUGAAGCCAUCACAAAGAUGAGCAAGCCGAAAGAUGUCGCUGGUGUACAAAGAUUCAUUGGCAUGGUAAAAUACCUGGCCAAGUUUCUUCCCAGACUAUCUGAAGUAUGCGAACCUCUGAGAAAUUUGACCCACAAAGAUGCACCAUGGGUAUGGGGAAACGAUCAUGACAAGUCUUUUGCUGACAUACAAAAAGCAAUUUGUGAGGCACCAGUUCUAAAGUAUUUUGACCAUAAGGCAGCAACAGAAGGCCAGGCUGAUGCAUCAUCAAAGGGGCUUGGUUUCGUGCUCAUGCAAGAGGGACGUCCCGUGUCAUAUGCAAGCAGAGCCCUCACCCCUGCAGAGCAAAAUUACAGCCAAAUAGAGAAGGAGCUGCUUGCACAAGUAUUUGGAGUGGAACAUCACCAUACCUAUGUCUAUGGCAGAGAGAUUACACUUUGGACGGAUCACAAACCACUUGUCUCAAUCGUCAGCAAACCACUCGCCUCUGCUCCAAAGAGACUGCAAAGGUUGCUACUAAGAUUGCAAUCAUACGAUGUUAAAAUCUGCUAUAAACCUGGCAAAGAAAUUGUUCUAGCAGACACACUCUCUCGUGCAUACCUGCCGACAAGUGAGAGACAAAAGUUCGCAACUGAAGAAGAAGUCGAAACUAUCCACAUGUCAAAUUAUCUCCCCAUCUCCGAGCCACAGCUGAAGGAAAUACAGCGAGAAACCAAAUGUGACAGCACUUUACAAGCACUGAAAGAAAUAAUUUUGAAUGGGUGGCCAGAAAGAAAAGAUACCCUUCCUCGAUGUAUUCAUCCAUACUUCUCAAUUAGAGACGAGCUAGCAACACAGGAUGACGUAAUAUUCAAGGGUCAGAGAGCAGUUGUUCCAGAAACACUGCGCAAAAAGAUCCGGAAUAAACUGCAUGUAACACACACAGGAAUACAGAGCUGCCUCAGAAGAGCCAGAGAAGCAGUUUACUGGCCUGGCAUGAACAAAGAUCUUAUCGACUUCAUCUCGAAAUGUGAAAUCUGUAACACAUCCCAAAACAACCAGACCAGAGAGCCCCUUAUUCCUCGUGAAAUCCCAAGCCGCCCCUGGCAAAUAAUUGCUGCUGACAUUUUCACAGUCAACAACAAAGACUUCCUCUGUACUGUGGAUUGCUACUCCAACUACUUUGAGAUAGAUCGUCUAUUUUACAAAACUGCUAGGGAAAUUAAGAAGAAGCUCAAGCGACACUUCUCUACUCAUGGCAUACCAGAUACGCUCAUGAGUGACAACGUACCUUUCUCCUCUAAAGAAUUUCAGGAUUUUGCCAAGGAAUAUGAAUUUACCACCGAGCUAAGCUCGCCAGAGUACGCACAGAGUAAUGGCAAAGCAGAAAAUGCCGUCAAAACUGAAAAGAUGCUAAUGAAAAAAGCGACUGAAUCUGGCAAUGACUUCUAUCUCGUGCUACUAGAAUGGCGAAACACGCCGUCUGAGGGGAUGGAAAGCUCUCCUUCCCAGCGUAUGUUUAGCAGACGAGCUAAAACACUGCUUCCCAUGUCGAAGAAGCUCCUUAAACCAAAGGUUGUCACUGGUGUCCAAGAAAAACUUCGAAAGAGGAAAGAGAUACAAUCAAAGUAUUAUAACAGAGGCACAAGGGAGCUAAGUGCAUUAAAGAAAGAUGAUGUAUUCCGGAUAAAGCCAAGAAAUUCCGACAGAACAGGCCGCUGGACCAAAGGAUGUGUCAUAGAGCAAGUUGGUGUAAGAUCUUAUAAUGUAAAAACCGAAGAUGGAAGAAUCUUCAGACGAAAUCGAAAGUUUCUACGUCAAACCAAAGAGCCUUUCUUUGCAGAUGAAGAAGAUUCAAUCAUUUUCCCCAGAAAGGAACGAGAAGCAGUGGCUCAACCUUAUGAAGAUCACCAAUCUGAAAUGGAGCAAUUUGAUCCGCAAGAGGCACCUCACUCACGACCUGAUGCUACUGAAGAAAAGACAGCAGCCGCCAGACCUGCUGAGACCAGAUUUGAUCAUAGGCAAUUGAACUUUUACCAGCCAGUAACGACAAGGAGUGGCAGGAAAGUAAUUCAGCCGGACUACCUCACUGGCCACAACUUCUGA